Molecule: messenger RNA, 5887 nt
Organism: Etheostoma spectabile (orangethroat darter)
Lineage: Eukaryota; Metazoa; Chordata; Actinopteri; Perciformes; Percidae
Gene: cbx6a
Product: chromobox homolog 6a
Exons: 5
Coding region: 170-1681 (503 amino acids)
Biological process (GO): negative regulation of transcription by RNA polymerase II
Cellular component (GO): PRC1 complex; chromatin
Molecular function (GO): chromatin binding
Source: RefSeq, a predicted model, not a curated record
UAGUAGGCUGGCCGCUGCUGCUGCUGCUGUAGUGGUGUGUGUGUGUGUGUGUGUGUGUUUGUAUGUGUGUCUGCUGCCACUCGUACACAGUUUUGCUUUGGUCGGACUGAGCAGACAGCAGAGCUUGACGUCUGGAGAGAGGAAAACAGACAGGUAGCUUAGUUCGGGCAUGAAAGAAAAGAUGGAGCUCUCGGCGACGGGAGAUCGCGUUUUCGCCGCGGAAGCCAUACUGAAACGCCGCGUCCGCAAGGGAAGACUUGAAUACCUGGUAAAAUGGAAAGGAUGGGCAAUGAAGCACAGCACUUGGGAGCCAGAGGAGAAUAUUCUGGAUGACCGGCUGAUAUUGGGCUUUGAGCGAAAGGAACGGGAAAGAGAAAUGCACGGGCCAAAGAAACGGGGACCAAAACCCAAAAACUUUGUCAUGAAGGCUCAUGCUCAGAAAGGAGGGACCAGCAGCCGAGCCUCAAACUCCCGCCAGACUACAUCGCGCUCCUCUUCGUCUCCUUCCAGUCGAGCUACUCCUUCCUCCUCCGCCUCACCUCAUUUAGCAUCGUCGUCAUCCUCUUCCUCAACUGUGGCACCCUCUCCCAAACUCAAUUCCCUUGCAGCUACACACAAGCUGAAGAAAGACAUUCACCGCUGUCACCGGAUGUCCAGGCGCCCGCUGCCCCGCUCAGACCCCAUGGCGUCCUCCUUCUCCAACCCCGGCGGCUUCCCCUCCCGCCUGCACGUCUCACCCUUCUCCGAGACCGUCCGCAUCCUCAACCGUAGAGUCAAACCACGGGAGAUCAAGCGAGGUCGGAUCAUUCUCAACCUGAAAGUCAUUAACAAGCCAGGUAGGGGUGGCACAGCUGCAGGCGGCAGGAAUCUUACAGAAGGACGCCAAAACAUCCCUUCCCGCAAUCGCAUUAUCGGGAAGAAGGGAGAUGCACCCUAUAGACCUUUCCAGCCCCCUCUGAAGAUGCUCGGGUUCCCGAUGUAUGGGAAGCCGUUUGGGCUGCAGUGUGGGGGCCCUUUGUCCUUCCACUCCCACCCAGGCUCCAGCACAGGGGCCAGGAACACCCACUCUACUUCCUCCAAGCACCAGUCGCCGCCUUCUCCUUCCAGCUCCGUGGACUCUGAAGGAAAAUCUCGCACCAACGCCUCAGCUGCUAAGCCAGCCACGGGAGGCUCACCUUCCAGAGAGGGUGCCAAGUCCAGUAAACCUCACACAGAGACCCAGAAGGGCCAGAGUGCCAAGCAAGCUGCUACCGCCCCGUCCUCCGAUGCGAACCCCUUGGCGUCGGCAUCUUCUUUCCUCCCCUCCUCACCAUCCUCCUCCUUGGACGACGUGGAUGAGGACGAUGCCCUGGACCGUUCAACAACCCCAGAGGGAGGCGGGAAAUGCACUCGCAAAAGCAGGGAAAAACGCCAGCAGCCUCCCGCUGACUCUGGCACCCCCGGGGACCAGAUCUCUGCCCCUGCCGAACCCCAGAGGGUGCCUGCCGAAGGAGACCCCGACUGGCAUCCUGAAAUGGCACCGAGCUGCAAGGAUGUGGUGGUCACAGACGUCACCACCAACCUGGUCACUGUCACCAUAAAAGAGUUCCCCUCCCCUGUCUCACCCUCCGCUAGCCCCGAAAGCGCCUCCUCCCCUCCUCCAAGCACCACCUCUGAUGACGUCUCUCCACCCAAGCCAUAAAAGAUCAGAUGUAAUGAAGUCGAUUGCCAUUGAUGGUGGAAGAAAAUAUCAUGCCAGUGUUGCCACUUCAGCCCCCUUCUACCUUAUUCCUUAAAGGUGUGUCCAUAUUUGUGUAACGAUUAAUUAAAUGCAAUGUAAAUUAACACGCCCAGCCAUUGAAUAGUUAAAAAAAGAGUUUUUUUUUUUUUUUUUUAAAGAAAUGUAUACAUUUGAAAGCGGGCAGCUAAUACGCCCUUAAAUUGCCAUAUUUUGUCCUCUUGCACAGCACGGACUCUGAGGCAGACUUGGAUGGAAACGUUAUUUGUUUUCUUUCACUUGCUUCAGACGUGCAGGGUUUAACUUGUUUGGUGUAAUAACAAAUAGUUCAGCACACUCAACCGUUUGGUGUAAAGCGUGAGCUUUUGUCGAGCACACUUGGCGUGCGUGAAAGAAACCAAUGCUAUUUUGAUUCCGGCCCUGCGGCGGAGGCUUGCAUUGACAGCCUUCAGGUGUCAUGCCCAUUUCCUGCCCCAUAGUUUCAUUGGAAGUCCAGCUUGUUAAUGAUAAAUGAGGUAAUGUGUUUUUGCACUUAACACAGUUGGACUCAUAUAUUGCAUCAAUACAGCGAGGUAAAUGUAAUGCACUUGACUGCAUCGAAAAACAACCUAUUUUAUGUAGUUAUCAAUUUUGCAAGGCCUUUUCCUCUUGCUCUCUUGAACGCACAUGCAUAUGCAUACAGUAGGAAUAAAUAUUUAUAUGCACGCACAACCAUAAAAGCUGCAAAGAAUAUACAAAAACAAUAGUUUUGUUAUUGCUGUCCUUGCCGUCUUUCCCUGCUUGACUUGUUUUCCCACGAACCCACCACCUUCUUUAAAUCUGUGACGUCCACCGAGACUAAACUGGCCGGCAGAUGGUCGUGAUAUUUUCUCUUUAUGCCAGAUUUUUGCCAUAUUCCUUCUCAACUUGUCAUGGUCUAGAAGGUCCAUGAGCUGGACACAGUUCAGGCUGAAGCCACCAACCAAAUGCAGCUAAAAAUAGUUUGUUGAACCUUUAAGCUACUUGGCAGGUGUCUGUGGAACGUGUAUCCAGGCAGUUUUGAUUUGUAAUCAAUAGUAACUGGUACGUCUCUAUAGGGCUGGGCAAUAUAUCAAUAAUGUAUUGAUAUCGUCUUAGAUUUUGGAAAUCGUGAUGUCGUAAAUGGCUUAAGUGUUGUCUUUUCCUGGUUUUAAAGGCUGCAUUACAGUAAAGUGAUGUCAUUUUCUGUGUUACCAGACUGUUCUAGCUCUUGUAUUAUUCUUACCUUUACCCACUUACUCAUAUCUACAUUACCGAAGAUUAAUCAUCUUAAAUCUCAUUGUGUAAAAGCACUAAUUCAACCCUAUAAUAUUGCCACAAUAUCGACAUUGAGGUAUUUGGGCAAGAAUAUCCCGAUAUCUGAUUUUCUCCAUAUCGCCCAGCCCUACAUCUCUCUCUGUACCACAUUGCCAGUUAUAGAGCAUAGUUUCAUCCACGAACUGUCUGUUAGACAGUGGGCCAUUUCUGUGCCAGUUGCCUUUUGGAUAUACCCAAAUAUAAACAGAAAUGUGGUUGAGAUUUUGAUAUCUGUAAAAGUAAGAAGAGGAUUUUUGGAGAAAUGCAAUCUUCCCAUCUUUUUAAUGGGGUCUUUGUCUGACUUUCCAUUAAAGCUGUUGUGUCCUGAACAAUGUGGACACCGCUUCAGUUUUUCAUGUGUAAUGAAGAAUAUUUUCUUUAGUUACAAUCAAGUAAUUUCAGAAGCAAAGGUGUGACAGGUUUCAGCAUCUCUGCUGAUGAUUUGGUAGUUCAGUUGUUGGAUGACAGCAGUUAUAGUUUCACCACUGCUCCCGGUUUGGUUAAUUUUGUCGAAUUCUAUCCAGUGGGGGACAAAAAAUACCCUCUUUAUAUGUUAACCUGCAUUACAGAACACGAGUCCCCAAAUUGACUGCUGUCAAUUGUUAUUGCCUCCUAUUUUAAAUGCAGGUUUUCCUUUUCCAAUCGAAAGCUCAGCCACGGUCUGUAGCAAUGCCGCUUACUGUGACCUAUUUCUUUCUUGCAUUGCUUGGUUGGGCCACUAGCCGAUCAUGGCCCACCCGGGAAAAAAUGAGGUGGCGUUUUGGAAAUUUAGGUUCAGCCACACAUUUUUUGCAUGAAGGGUUUUGGUUUUUGAGUCUCUAUGUUGUGGCUUUUGACCCUGACCUUUUGACCUAGUAAUUUCCGUACUUCUGGUGACACGGUGCUCUUGAGCACAUGCAGAGGUACAAUGAGGAAUUUGACCCAAUGAUGCAUUGAGGUACUGAAAAAACAUGCUCUCUUUGCUGCUUGUUUCUCUGGAGGGAAAUCGCCUCAAGACAAAUGACCCUUUGUCGGUGGCUGAUAAAUGUAUCUACUCUGUCCUUCUCCAGCCACUUCACCUGGCUACAAUCAAUCAGACGCUUCAUUUACUGUCAAAGAUGACCAAGUAUUUAGUUUUCCUACCUUGCUGUUUUUACCUUUUAAUCAAGGCAUAAAUGUCUGACUAAGGACCAGUAGUUUUCAGGCCGGAGAGUCAAGGAUUGUGGAACCAUUGCUUUCUCCAAAUACUAUAUACAUCAAGUGUGCUGUCUUUCCGUGGCAUUAUGUUACAGCCAGAAAGAAAGAAAAGAAGGUGAUAUCCAUCGCCCCCAUGUUCUUCACAAUGAACCGCUGCCGAGCUCUUUCACUGCGGGUUGUUUGCCGCUAAAUGCCUGGCCGCUUGAAAGUGUUUCAAAGUGCACCUCAAGUACUUCAGAAAGAAACCUGACCCUUUAUACACAGACUCUCAACCCUUUUCUGGUGCUGCCUGUUCUUUCUAUACCUUCCCAGACCUUGGCUCCUACUCUGGUGCACCUGUGUGUUACAAUAUUUAAAAAUAAAUCUUCCGCAUGUGUUGCCUUUCAUAGCUUAGCUGCUCCAUUCAACCCCAGCUGCACUGCAGGCGACGUUUACCUCGUCUUACUCGGCUCUCAACGCGCUAAAACAAAUAUACUUCUUUACUUGCCGUGGCUUCAGUGGUAGAGAUAAACAUCACGGUAUCCUAAAAACGGUAACAACCUUGAAAGGCUUCUGAUAUCUUACUUCCCAAAGUUGCAAACGCAGCGUUCCUCCAGGUCUUCGUUAACACGGACGAGGAAGAUGUCGCCUCCUCUCCGGCCGUGCACGGGAUAGUUCUAGUUGUUGUCAAUACUGUUUCAAUACUCUCAUAGGUAAAACGGUCGAAGGAUUUAUUCCAAACUGACACAUCCAUUAUAUGAAGAAAAAAUAAGUGUCUUACUCUUAUGAAAAGGUCUGUAGCUCAAAUUCAAAUUGAAGAAAAACAAAAAAAAGAUCUUGAACUUGAGUCCUUACUUGACAAAGUGAAAACACAGACGUUCUCUUUAAUUUCCAGAAACUGAUCUAAAGGAUUAUUUUCUUCUCCAAAUGGGUAUAUCGUGACUUGGAAUAGGUUUUUUCAUCUACUAUAUCGUUCAUAUUUUUAAGUGGUGGAUAGAAGUGGCUCUUGCAGUUGCUAGAUGUGUAAGGUAUUAGGCUGCUAAGCCCUGUUUCCAACAGUGAUAGCAAUGUUUGUCUUUCUUUUUUUUCAUAUGGAGUAGCACAACUCAACUUAGUGGCCUACCUUUCAACCAAAUAGGGCUCUUGAGUUUAUUAUUUGACUUUUGUAAGCCUUUUUUCCCCCUUUUGAAUUGUUUUACAUUUAUAUGUGAUGUCAUUUUAGGUGCUAAGUGAUUUAUUUGGCACUAAUUAGAAUAAAGGAAGGAUCCUUCUUUAAAUGUAUGGCUACAAAUGCUUAAUGUAUUGAGAGAUUGUGCUUUUUAAGCUGUUUUUCCCCUUUGUACUGUACUUUAAUACUUUUUUUGAAAUAUGCAUAAUAUUGUUAAUGUGAUGCUGUUUAUUUGAAUGCCAUUUUUUUAUUAGUCCAAUAUGGGUUUGAUAAGAAAGCAAACUCCGACUAAUUUUAAUGUGUCAGGACUGCAGUUUUGUCUGGUGUAAUGAUAAUAUGAAUUGUGUACAUUGUAUUGAUGGUAAUAAUGGGGAGUUGGAGGAUAAUGAUGACAGUGUAAUGUAUCUGAACUUCCGAAGCAUGUUUUGCCAACCCUUAUUGUACAGAUUAUGUAUUCAAUGUCAUGUUACCUGUUGUUGCUUUCGGUGUGUUUCUUCAACAAGGCUUUUAAUUAAAAGCUCUUUAAAAAGCAA